AUGAACGACGCGUUUACCGCAUGUUGUGUCGGUGCCCGCGGUGGGUUUCGGCAGCAGACGGGAGCAAUGCCGGUACGGAAUAUCUUGCGGCCUGCGUUGCGAUUCUUCGGGAUGAGGAGGGCGAUUUGUUUACCAGGAUCGUCACGUCACUCGAUAUUCCAGCCUUCAUUAUUUUACCAGUCAGAGACUAGCAGUACCCACGUCGCGUUGGCUUUCAGCGACAGUCCAGACACAUUGGAGAGGACCAGUAUAUCCAAUGGCGCGGUUGGAUGUUUUGUGGCUGUGAACGCCUUGUAUGAGUAA
Molecule: messenger RNA, 303 nt
Organism: Toxoplasma gondii ME49
Lineage: Eukaryota; Apicomplexa; Conoidasida; Eucoccidiorida; Sarcocystidae
Exons: 2
Coding region: 1-303 (100 amino acids)
Source: RefSeq, a predicted model, not a curated record